This is a messenger RNA of Cucurbita maxima (winter squash), 1628 nucleotides long. Its product is annotated as probable pectate lyase 12. Bases 30 to 1448 code for a protein of 472 amino acids. Gene Ontology annotation, molecular function: pectate lyase activity. Lineage: Eukaryota; Viridiplantae; Streptophyta; Magnoliopsida; Cucurbitales; Cucurbitaceae. The transcript has 4 exons. The record is from RefSeq and is a predicted model, not a curated record.
AAGAGAGCUUACAAUUUUUGCUCUCCAAAAUGGUGGCUGCAAUCUGUAUUGUGCUGCUAGCUUUGCUGCUACACUCCCUCUCGCCGCCAUGCACCGCUCUCAACCUCACCCUCCCCGGCCAGCAUCCGAGCCCUGAACUGGUUGCUCAAGAAGUUCACAGGAAAGUGAAUGAUUCCAUGACAAGAAGGCAACUGAUCCAAAACUCAGAGAACGACGAAUCUUCUUCCUGCUACACCGGAAACCCCAUCGACGACUGCUGGAAAUGCGAUUCAAAUUGGCCAAACAACCGCCAACGCCUCGCCGAUUGCGCCAUAGGAUUUGGCCAGUACGCUUUAGGAGGGAAGAACGGUGAGUUCUACGUCGUCACAGAUGAUUCCGACGAUGAUCCAGUCAAUCCAGAGCCCGGGACAUUACGAUACGCCGUUAUACAGCCACAGCCUCUCUGGAUCGUCUUCCCCGCCAAUAUGCUCAUCAAACUCUCACAGGAACUCAUCUUCAACAGCUACAAAACCCUAGACGGCCGCGGCGCCAACGUCCACAUCGUCGGCGGCGGUUGCAUCACCUUGCAAUACAUAAGUAACAUCAUCAUCCACAAUAUCCACAUCCACCAUUGUUAUCCAUCAGGGAACACCAUGGUCCGAUCAAGUCCGACGCAUUACGGAUACCGUACGAAAUCGGACGGCGACGGGAUCUCGAUCUUCGGGUCUAAGGACAUAUGGAUUGACCAUUGUUCACUCUCGCAUUGCAAGGAUGGGCUGAUUGAUGCGGUGAUGGGCUCCACCGGAAUCACGAUUUCAAACAAUUAUUUCUCGCAUCACGAUGAGGUUAUGUUACUAGGUCACAGUGACAGCUACUCGCCGGACUCCGGAAUGCAGGUAACAAUAGCAUUCAACCACUUCGGCGAGAAGCUUGUGCAAAGGAUGCCACGGUGCCGGCGAGGCUACAUCCACGUGGUCAACAACGACUUCACCCAAUGGGAAAUGUACGCAAUCGGAGGCAGCGGGAACCCCACAAUCAACAGCCAAGGCAACCGCUACACCGCCCCAUACGACCGCAACGCCAAGGAGGUAACCAAGCGUGUAGAGACCGCCGAGUCCGAGUGGCGCGGCUGGAACUGGCGCUCUGACGGCGACAUCCUCGUCAACGGCGCCUUCUUCAUCACUUCCGGCCAAGGCCUCGAAGUCAAGUACGAGAAGGCUUACAGCGUCGAGCCCAAGUCCGCCGCCCUAAUCGACCAGCUCACUUGGCACGCCGGUCCACUCGGCGUCGGCAGUAGGGACAACAAUUUGGGCAUGUGGACCACUGGCUCUAAUGGUGGUGGUGGCUAUGUUCUUGGGUCUGGCCCGGAUUACACUGACGACAUGUCGGAAAGCCUCUGGCGGAUUCGGUUUCGAUAUUUUGUUAUGGUAUUUUCUUUCUGUGCAUUGGCACUUGCCUUUGUGCCAUGACGACAGAUCGUCUAGUUAUUGAUGUUAACGGCGGGAAGGCCUGAAAUGUAAAGCCAUUCAUCAGCCAUUACAUGCCAAAACUGAGUUUAGUUUAUAGUUUGUUCACAUUUUACUAAUACUAAAGUUCUGAACUGUGUUCAACAAAAAUCGUAUAGUUGAACGGUGUACAAUUUAGCGUUU